This is a messenger RNA of Acanthocheilonema viteae, 489 nucleotides long. The record is from the annotation of a GenBank genome assembly. Lineage: Eukaryota; Metazoa; Nematoda; Chromadorea; Rhabditida; Onchocercidae.
AUGCUUACUAUAGCUUUAUUAGCAUCAGCAUAUUUGGGAAUUUGUCAGGAGACAAUGUACAAAACUUAUGGAAAACAUACUGAGGAAGCCAUGUUUAUAAUUCACUGCACUUCAUUGCCAUUUUUUGCAUUUAUGGGUGAAGAUAUUUAUAAAUCAGCUGUUGCAUUUUCGCUUAGUUAUCCGAUUGAUAUACUUGGUUAUCGUGUUCCACACAUGUGGGCCUAUCUUGUCGCUACAUGUCUUUUACAAUGGAUGUGCAUCAGUUUUGUAUAUCGGUUAAAUGCUACCUAUGAAUCGUUAACAGUAACAAUGGUUGUUACUAUACGGAAAUUUCUUUCAUUACUCAUUUCCAUUCUGUGGUUUCGGAAUCCAUUCACUUUAGCGCAUUGUAUAGGUGCGGCAUUGGUGUUUACUGGCACACUUGCAUUUGCCGAUAUUUGGACUGGCCAUACUAGCACAGCGACGAAAAAUAAGGCAAAAGAACAUUAA